UGGACUAGCAAGUACCAAAUAAAACACGUGUUUUUAGAUGGGAAACGACUGGACAAGUUGAAGUGGGGGGUAAUGCGCCGGUGGAUAAGAUACAACACAUACAUCUAAAGGCACCUCAGUUUCUCCAAAAGCGACAGAAGAAGAGAUCAAUCAUAUCUCCAUCCCUGUGGCCGUGGCACCCCGUGGCCAAUAUGGGCUUUACGCACAGUAUAGCGCAUGGAAUGUUGUCACAAUAUUGUCAAGUUGACAAUAACAUUUUUGUGAGGUGCUAAGAAAGCAGCUACACAUGAUUGGAGUUACUUAAGGGCCUGAAGUGCACGGAAAUUACGCUGAAGACAGUUGUUAAUUCAACAGAAAUCAGAUAAAGAGGAAGUGCGCUAUCUGCCAGCCGUCAGGGGAAACCGGAUAACUUGUGUGAGCACUGAACACUAUGCUGACAGUUGGCGCACAACAAACGUGGGAAAUAAUGGUUGUUCGGUUUUUUGUUUUCUUAAUAGCAUCUCACCUUGUUGUUUCUCUUCGGAUACAGAAGCCUCUAAACUGUUCGCAAAAGGGGCUGAAUUGUACAGCUACUAAAAGCAACUGCUUAGACGGCGGCUUGGUGACCAGAGACAAAAUGAAAGCGCCGAACAGCCCUGUAUUAAAGGGGCCCCUCAGCUGGACGCUUUGGGAUAAGGAUGGCGACCUUGUGCCCGUGUUGCGUCUGCACUGGAGAGCACCGGCUGACGUUUCGGUAAAGAUGAUGCAAGGGAGUGAGUUUUCUGUGCUGGAGCACUGCACUAACCAAAGUCUUUGCAUUCAAUACCUGUUUGACAACAAAUUAAAUGACCCAAACCCUGAUGAUGAAGUGUGGUCUUUCACAUCCGACAGUGUGGGGGUUGAGCCAGGAUGCCAAUACUCGAUCUCCUUCUCUCACUUGCCCAAACUCCUUACAAGUUUUGAAACGAAAACAAUCACACACACCAUCUCAAUCCCUGACUGUUCAAAUCCAAAGAUCAAGGCAUGUGAACGAUGUUCCAGACAUGGGAGCCUUUGGCAGCCCAACAUUACAUGGUCUGAAUCCCAGAGGGGGUUGAACCAGUUGGACAUCUCUGCAAGCUUUGAUGGCUGGAUACACGCCGAUGAAUAUGAAUUAAUGAUCAACGACACACACUUCCCUGAACCUAGAACUAUGAUCAUACCAAAGAGUGAAGACCUUCAGAAAAGGCUGAAUGCCAACUUUACACUUGACCUCCUAUGGCUGAUCCAGUCUAAUAAAUCAUGCCAACUGGCCAUCAAAGUUACACCAAAAUCUGGACAAUGUAUAAAAGCGUGUGUGGAUCACUGGGAAAAAAUAAACAUCUGUAACUAUACUACACCGCUGUUAAGGAAAAGGCUUUUCUGGUUCGUUCCUGUCCAAGUGCUGGUCAUGCUGGCUGCUGGUUACCUUGGUGUCCUGCUGCGGAGGUGUUGUCAUCCAGAUGUUUCUAUGACCCAGCACUCUAUGACCCAGCACCACAAAACCGCCAACUACCAGUCCAGCCCAGCGAAGAAGAUACCCGCACAGAAAACAGCCACCCAGAGGAUCCUCAUCCUGUACUCCCUGGACCACCCGCUCUACAAGGAGAUCAUCCUGAAGCUGUGUGCCUUCCUUAGGGCCAAGUGUGGUGCGGAGGUCACCCUGGACCUCCUGGACUCGGCCUGGCUGAGCACCGUAGGCCAGCUGCAGUGGUUGGAGAUGCAGAUGCAGCAGAGGAGCGAUGGGCCGCACGGCUCCUUCUCCAAUGACAAGAUCCUCAUCCUCUGCUCACGGGGCGUCAUGGCCAAGUGGAGGGCCAUGUGUAGCGGUGGUGCUGGUGGUGGUAGCCAUGAUGGUGGUGGUGGUGGUAGCAGUGGGAAUAGGGGUUGUUCCAGUGAUGGAGUCUACAGAGUGACUCUGAGGGAGGACCUGGCCUCCCCAGCAGGCGACAUGUUCACCCCGGCCCUGGCCCUCAUCGUGCCGGACUUUGUGCGCUCCAAGUCCCUGGAGAGGUACAUGGUGGCCUACUUCGAGGAUGUCAGCGACGAGGCUGACGUCCCGUUGCUCUUCCAUGUCACCGUCAGAUACCAGCUGAUGAGGCACUUUGAGCAGCUGCUCUUCAGGAUCCUGGGCCAGGAGCAGCAGGAGCCAGGCACAGUCAAGCGCAUCUAUGGCAUCGCAGAGGAGGACUACUUCCACUGUCCAGCAGGGAGGGCCCUGAGAGACGCCAUCGCGGCGUUUCGGGCCUACCAGCAGGAGAACCCGGACUGGUUCCGGCAGGAGCUCGUGUGUGAUCCAGAGGAGACGGUAGAUAGUGGUUUAGAUUGUCAGCCCCAGGAAAAGCCUGUGCACGGUUAUAUCCAAGAGAGCCUGGAGAACGAGGCAGACUCUGCCCUCACUGCAAGUGUGCUCACUCAAAAUCUGUCCCAUGCAAGCUUCUCUGUAGAUUAUGCUCACUUAUAUCCAUCUGUUAACCAGGUGGCGUUCACCGGUUCUCCUAAGCUCACUGAGUCCCUGCUGUGCUGUCAGGGCUUCACCUUUUCAGAGCAUAAACAACAAUUGCUUAUUGCACAUUCGACUGACUCUGUAACAGUGGAGGAAGAAUGUGAGGAACCCUACUGGUCUGCAGGACAUGCUAGUGAGUGUGAAGAACAUUUGAGACAAAACCAGCUGAACUGUACAGAUAAGGAGGAUGGAUGGUUCUGCUAUGAACCACAACAGCAUGAUGCAAAACCAAGUGCUGUAUCGUGUCAGAAAAGUGUAUCUUGGAGAGGAGUGGGCGAAGUUCAAAUGUGCAGGCCUAUUUUAUUAAAGUGAUGCAUUUCAGGUUAAAAUUAUACCUUUUGUCAGUGAUAUCUAUUCUACAUUA
Molecule: messenger RNA, 2867 nt
Organism: Engraulis encrasicolus (European anchovy)
Lineage: Eukaryota; Metazoa; Chordata; Actinopteri; Clupeiformes; Engraulidae
Product: interleukin-17 receptor A
Exons: 11
Coding region: 431-2815 (794 amino acids)
Molecular function (GO): interleukin-17 receptor activity
Source: RefSeq, a predicted model, not a curated record